Stomoxys calcitrans (stable fly) is the source of this 624-nucleotide messenger RNA. RefSeq lists its product as uncharacterized. NCBI's taxonomy places the organism in Eukaryota, Metazoa, Arthropoda, Insecta, Diptera, Muscidae. Bases 1 to 624 code for a protein of 207 amino acids. The transcript is spliced from 3 exons. The record is from RefSeq and is a predicted model, not a curated record.
AUGGCGACUUGCAUAACAAUGAACACUGGCAACACCAGCUAUAUAUACAACGCCAUUCCCAACAACGCUAUUGUAUCCAUACAACAUACAUGCAUGUUUUCCAAUAACCACAACAAUAACAACAUCAAAAGUUGUAUCGUCUUAGGAUAUGGUAUUGCUUCGCUUGGUGCUCUCAGUGUACAUGCACAUAUUGGCAACAUCGCCAACCGCAUAGCAAUCGAUGAGGAAACAUGCGGGCAGGGUACACGCAAUCGAACAUUCGUACCAAUUCAUCUCCUCCAUUCAGAUAAGUCAAGUCAUGGCAUGGCCAACGAGGUUACAUGCCAACAAGGCUCAAGGGCCAACCAGGUAUUAAAACAUGGUCCAAACACUGACACUGACAACUACUCAAGCAACAGCAACAACAACAGCAACAUCACAACCAAGGAACGAAUGAGCACCAACUCCACCAACGUGAUCUCCACCGCCACCAACACCACCACCACCACCAUCAGCACCACUGACAACUCCAACAACAAUGAAAACAUGGCAAACGAGACCAUUAAUAAUGUUUUGAACUCAUGUACCAUGAUGGAGCCCAUGUACCCAUUCCUAUUGGUUUCAAGUGCCGCAGACAUUAGCUAG